UUUACAUUUUCAAAGUUAAACGUAGAAAAAGCCGAAAAGCCAGCCUUUUUUUUUUUUUUUUUUUUUUCGGCGUUUCCCUCUUCUUCUUCCUCUUCCAUAUUCACAGAUAGACUCGGGCGACUUUGAGCACAGAGAGAGAGAGAGAGAGAGAGAGAGAGAGAGAGAGAGAGAGAGAGAGAGAGUGCAACACCCAACAGCCAAGCAGCCCCUCAGACAAACUACAACCCCCAAGCACAAACCACCACCCACGGAACAAGAUGGGUCGGCGCGGUCAUCAACCUCUGCAGUCCCGCCUGGUCCUGGUCCCGGUGGUCCUGGUGGCCGCAGCGGUCCUUGCUGUGGUUGUCGCGGCAGGCGCCUCGCAGGCCGCGUCGGUGGGUCGGUACGGCGUGGCCCGGCGCGAGGACGAUGCUAGAGUACCAGGAAGCGACGGCAAUGCAAAACCGCUCAUAGCCCGGCGCGGCCUGCUCGACGGCCUGCUGACGCCCGUGCUCAACGGCGUGGUCUGCCUGCUGUUCUGCCCGCCGGGGAGUGCAUCGACGACCUUCUUCACAAAGCCACUGUCCUCCGCGACGCCGGCAUCCGUGACGCCGUCCUCGAAAACGCCGCUCGUCUCAUCGUCGGCAACACCUCUUGCUCUGGCAUCAUCCUCGUCCUCAUUGUCGACCACCACCACCACCACCACCGCACUCGCGCUCACGGCAUCGAGCUCCAUUGACUUGCCAUCGUCGUUGGCGGAAACACCGUCCGAGUCCGAGACCGAGACCGAGACGGGAGCAGUGUUGUCACCUUCAUCUCCGAUCGAUCCAUCGUCAGCAACACCCGUCGUCGUCGUGGGCGGCAGUGCAUCGUCAACAGAGUCACCCACGGACUCGCAAACACCGACCGAACUCACCUCAUUCACAUUGCAGACAAGCGGGACGGCAACCCUCGAAGCCUCUGCUGCGAGCACAACGCCUGUCGGGGGAACAACACCGAGCUCGUGCGCCAAUCUCGGCUUUUGCGCCGCUCAUGCGGGCAACGGUAUUUGCGACGUGGCGUGCGACAACGCAGCGUGCGGCAACGACGGCGGCGACUGCAACCGCUUUUUCGGCGUCCCGCUUGCCGACCGUCCGUUCGACGCGUGCCAAAAUGCAUCGUACUGCGCCUCGGUAUUCAACAAUGGCGUGUGCGACUGGCAGUGCAACUCGUACGAUUGCAACUUUGACGGCCUGGACUGUCGCCCGCAGAGUGUUCGCGACCCCCUCAUGGACUGGUCAAAGUGCCCCUUCGCGGAAUGCGAGGCCGCAUUCACCAACAACAAGUGCGACCUGCGUUGCGCCAUCUCGGACUGCUUCUGGGACAACUUUGAGUGCGUCGAGCCGGUUCAGGUCGACCCUUGGCUGACGUGCCCUUACAGCGACGUGUGUGCUCCAGUGUUUGGCGAUGGCACCUGCGACGCCUUGAAAUCCGGCGUGUGCAGCGACUCUGACUGCCCGUCCGACUUCACCUGCGACUUCAACUUUGGCGACAUUUCCUCCUGCCCGACUGUCGAGCUCUGCGAGCUGGCGUACGAGACGCAGACGUGCAACCCAGCGUGCAAUUCGCGUGCGUGCGGGUUUUCCGGUGGCUUUUGCGCCAACGAUCGACCCAGCUGGCGCGUCGACAUGAUUAUGGGCUAUCCCUAUGCAUACCUCAUUGAUCGUUUGCCACAGAUUGAGCAAGGCCUCUCCACCGUGCUGAACGUUGUCGCGCGCGUGACCAACGUGGGCAUCUGGCCGGCGGGUGGCAAUCCUGCGUUCUUGACAAUCUGGAUGCAGUUGCCCUCCAACACAUCGGCGGCUCGGCGCAGCGGCGAAAGCCUCUCGCCCAUCCUCAACCAAACGGACGCUGUCGUCUACCUCAAUGCUUGGCGCGGCACCGGAUCAACAGCAGACGUGUUUGGCGUGCCCAUUCUUGCGGCCAUUGCGAGCAGUUCGCAAAUCACGCCGACCCCCAACAAGCCUUCCGACGACAGCCCGAGCUCGACGAUGACAAUCAUUAUUGCCGUUGCCGCUUGCGGUGGGCUCGUGCUGGUCAUUGCUGGCAUUGUCACGGGUGUGAAACGUCGACGCGACAACGCAGAUGUCGGCGGGCGCAGCACGGUCGAGCCGGUCGAGUCUGUUGCUGUUGUUGCUGCUGGAGCUGCUGGACACAAGAAUCAGGAUUCCACUCCUGACAUCUGGGAUGUCGAAAAGCGCGUGCGUCUCAUGUACGCGUCCCCUGGAUUUGGACAUCGCGACUCGGCCUUGUCGCGCGACAGACCCCCUUCCAAGUCUGAUGCAAUGGAAAUGGAGCAGCUCCCCGCAAGAACGGGCUCCUACUCGUCCAGGAGCAGCAAGGAGAUUGAGGCCGCCGAGGCUCACUUUGCCCACCAUUAUUCAAGAAUGCCUGUUGCUCGUGCAGAUGGAUUCGGCUCGGACCUGCAUGCUGCGGCUGCCACGGGUGAUUUGCACCAGCUUCGGCAGCAGCUUGAUCUGCUCGCGUAUGGCUCGCCAAUAAUAAUGUCCGCUUCGUCUUCGCCCCCGCCACCCUACUCGCCCUCCGACCCCGCUGCUGCUGCUGCUUCUGCUGCUGCUGCUGCUGCUGGUGCUUCUGGUGGUGCCGCCACGCCCGCCGCCGUCCCUCGUGCUCCUGUGGACGCCGCCGACGACCUCGGAAAUACGGCCCUGCACUUGGCCUGCUGGAAUGGCCAAAUCGAUACCGCUGUUUUGUUGAUUAGCGCGGGUGCCAACCCAAAUCUUUCCAAUUACGAAGGCCGGACGCCCUUGCAUUGUGCCUGCGUGAACGGCCAUGCCGAACUGGUCGCGGCAAUCAUUACUGCUUGCAACGUGCUGAGCGAGACGCCCAGGCGUGCGUCUUCGAUCGAAACCUGCAGCAGUUCUCUUUCGUCCCGGUCAAGCACCUGGUCGGGCCAUGACGCCAACCUUUUGCACAAUCGCGAGAGCUCGCCUCACUCGUCCUCAGGUAUCGACCAGUUUGGCGAACCCGCAGCGCGAGGAGGCGAAAAUGGCGAGGCGGCCUUGUCGUCCCCCGUACCCUCUCAGGCACCUUCAGCACGCGAUUCAGUGCUGUCGUCGCGCAGCAUGUCGGACGCCUCACCCUCGUCGGGCGCCACGUUUGCAACCCAAAGCUUGUCGCCCGCCAGCACGACUGCGACCGUCCCGUCGCUCGCUGCCAGCACGCUUCCGACCGUUCUGAAUGUGAACGCACUGGACAAUCGUCGCCGAUCUCCACUGCAUCUUGCCUGUGCUGGCGGCAAUGCCAGCUGCGUUGAAGUAUUGUUGAAUGCCGCAUCGCACGUCGGCCCCUGGGCGACCGUGCGAUUAAACCUUGCUGACGAAGAUGGGACGACUGCACUCAUGUCCUCCGUCAAGCUCAGCGAUGAGAUUGCAACCACGCUUCUCGUUACGGCCGGUGCCAGCACCAAGCCUCAAGACCGGAUGGGCUUCUCUGCGCUGCACUGGGCUGCCGCAUUGGGCGACAUUCAGGUUCUCUCGCGGUUACUGCAGCACCGGAUUGAAAUUGACGCAGUGAACAACAAGAACGAGACGCCGCUCAUGCUCGCAGUUCGAGAGGGUCAUGCCGAGGCCGUCCACCUGCUCCUGAGCAAGCACUCCAACCGCAAGAUUGAAAAUAAUGAGGACAAGACGGCCUUUGACAUUGCCACGGCUCGCGGCGAUGCUACGAUUGUGCGCAUGUUGAACGAUUGGACCAUUUCCUCCAUGCCGAAAUUGACCGUACCAGCGGCUGCUCCUGUGGUUGCCCGCGCGGUGGCCUUGGCACCGACCGCAGCCAGUGCUGGUCCAAGCGCUGCAAGUCUGGCCCCGAAGAUUGCAAUGGCGCGAAUGCCAACCGCCCCUCUUCAGCCUGCCAGCCAUGGUGCACGUCCCGCCCAGCUAUCGGCAUUGCACAGCAAGCAACAGCAGCCAGCUCAACUGCAGCCAAUCCGGCCCCCGCUCAGCCUUCAACAAGUGCAACAGCAGAUGCAACAAGAGCUGCAUCACCAGCAGCAAGUGCAACUGCAUCAACAGCAAGUGCAACAGCAGCACCACCACCACCUUCAAUUGCAGCAUCAGCGCCAGCUCCAGCAACAAGUCAAGCAGCACUCUUCAGAAAUUGCUGAAAUGGGACGAAUGCCUGUGCCCCUCCGCACGAUUCAAAUGCAGAUGGUGUCGCAAGGUGCUGGUCAAGCCGUGACCGGCUUUGAUCAGGUGCCGAUGAUGCAAAACGAGCUUGCGUUUGCUCCAGCGCCUGGCCGUUCUGCUGCGCCCUCCGUCUCGACCGACUCUUCUCCUUACUUGUCAACACAUAACACCCCCGUAGUUGACACCGCGAACUGGUACCCUUCCAACUUGUCGCCCGUUUCCGACGCGUUCCAUGUCACUGGCGAUGCCGUUCUCAGUGACGGAGCAUCCGACUCGGCCGAUGACGAGCUUUUGACCGAUGAAAUGUUUGCAGCGCUCUCCGGCAAUGACGAUCUGAUCGAUCCGAUGUGCUUGAAUAGCAUGUUUGGUGCCAAGCCCGACGGAUUGAUGGAUCUGGAUAUGCUGUCCAUGUAAAACGGUUUGGGGAAACCAACCAUUCUCAAACGGUUGCGCUGUGUAUUUUCUCUCCCCUUCUCUUCUUUUGACCUUCCCUUCUUAUACAUAACACCCACGUACUUUUUUUACGUGUAAUUUGCAUUGUUUGUCGAUCAUUUGUCGUUUGUUAGUAACCUUUUUUACUCCCGUUGCAUGUGUUUAACUCGUUUGCAUUGAUUUGUUUGUUAAUUUGAUUUGGUAAAGCAUACUUGUAAUCAUGAAUAUAGCAUGUUGAUGCUC
Messenger RNA from Capsaspora owczarzaki ATCC 30864, 4841 nucleotides. RefSeq lists its product as hypothetical. Bases 258 to 4580 code for a protein of 1440 amino acids. The record is from RefSeq and is a predicted model, not a curated record. NCBI's taxonomy places the organism in Eukaryota, Filasterea, Ministeriida, Capsasporidae. Gene Ontology annotation, molecular function: protein binding. The transcript has 2 exons.